AUGGAGGUUCAAAAAAAAUUCUGCUGGAAAAUAACAAUCCAACCUAACAUUCUCGUUCUGCAAACGUUUGGAUUUUGGCCUAAAGAUUAUGAAGCUUUCAAACUAAAUUUUUACGCAGUACGCACCAUAAUUCUGGUUAUAAUAUUUUUUCCAGUAGCACUGCUUACGCAAGCAACAAAUUUAUUCUUCGUUCUGGACGACUUAAUCGCCCUCACUGGAACCAUCUACAUGCUGCUAAUAGAGAUCUUGUGUGCUUUUAAAAUUUACUACCUUUCCAAACACAUGUCCAUUGUGAAAACCCUGAUGAGAAUGUUAAACGAUGACCUUUUUCAACCACGAGACGUUAAUCAGGUUGCCUUGGUUCAACCAAAUUUGGACUUGUGGAAGACUACCUACAUAGUGUUUAUGAUCAUGGCUCUCGGUGGCAACUUAUUUUGGGCAGCUUUUCCUCUACUUGAUAAAGCUAAUGAAGAAAAUAGAUUACCAUCUUUAGCUUGGUAUCCAUACAACACGAACGUGUCGCCAUUUUAUGAAAUAACUUACACCCAUCAAGUGCUUACCUACACUUAUAUUUGUUUUACGCAUAUCAAUAUUGAUACUUUCAUAGCUGCCUUAAAUACGUACAUUUAUAGUCAGUUUGAUAUUUUAUGUGAUAACUUGAGGAAACUUCACUUUGGUGACAACGUGAAAGCCAAUUUGGUUAAGUGUAUCAAACACCAUUGGCUGAUUUUAAGGUUUGCUGAAAAGACCAACCGGUUUUUUGAGUCGAUCAUUAUGAUACAAUUUUUAAUUAGUGUUAUCAUAAUGGGAGUAACUCUAUUCCAGAUAACUAUUGUUGUACCGUUCUCAACGGAAUUUUUGUUUCUUAUAUCGUAUGGGGUGGCGAUAGUGACGCAAAUUUUUAUGUAUUGUUGGUUUGGUAACGAAGUGCAAGUUAAGAGUAACAAUUUAUCCUUCGCAAUCUACGAAUCUAAAUGGCCCGAUUUUUCAAAAAAGAUCCAAAAACAUAUCUGGUUUUUUAUGUCCAGAUCACAGACGCCUCUUAGAAUGUCAGCACUAAAUGUUUUUUACUUAUCUUUGGAAUCUUUUAUGGCGAUUUUGAAAACUUCGUGGUCUUAUUUUGCACUCCUUCAGCAAGUCAAUUCCUAA
This is a messenger RNA of Zophobas morio, 1149 nucleotides long. RefSeq names its product odorant receptor 46a-like. The coding region runs from base 1 to 1149 and encodes 382 amino acids. The record is from RefSeq and is a predicted model, not a curated record. The transcript is spliced from 5 exons. Gene Ontology annotation, molecular function: olfactory receptor activity; odorant binding. Gene Ontology annotation, biological process: detection of chemical stimulus involved in sensory perception of smell; sensory perception of smell. NCBI's taxonomy places the organism in Eukaryota, Metazoa, Arthropoda, Insecta, Coleoptera, Tenebrionidae. Gene Ontology annotation, cellular component: plasma membrane.